AGCAGCGGCUCUCACACGUCUCCUCCUCAGCACCGGGAGCAGAGCGCCAGCCCGCAGCGGGUAAUCCCCAUCUCCACCUUCCACUCGUCGUCGUGCCAACCGGAAGGGUUGCUAUAGCUCACCCGAAGGGGACAUGCGUUUGGGAGCGAAUGCAAGUUGCGACCUAGAGAUUCCUCCUCCGUCAGGAGAAGCUUUGGACCGGGACGCAGAUGGAUAUGAUCGCGUGAACAGCUGAAUCCACCAAUGAUAAGCCGACUUUCCAUAACGUGACAGCUGCUGUCGCAUUUUAUCUACUUUUCCAAAAACUACUGAAAGAACGCUCUGCUUGCUGUUUUUUUUUCUUCUUUUUCUUAUUUUGUUGUCGCCUCGGUAUUCCUGCGCCAUGGUGACGUAUCAUCUAAUAUUAACUGUGAUUAUCGCGGCUCUUUGGGGGGUCGGCGGAGAGCCGCGAACGCAUCGCAUCGCUUCACCUGCGACGCGGGAGUCAAAUACAACAUCGCCGUCAGUGGUCGGCGGAGGUGAUGGAGCGCUGCCCCAUAAUGUCACCGACGCCGCCGUGGGCUCCCGGAUUUCAUCUCUAAUGACUCAUCUACCAACUGUGAAAACCAUCGUUAUUUGCGUCUGCGUGCUGACAGCUGCUCUCAUCACGUGCCUGCUCGUCAGAGUAGUCAGAUCCGGCAGACGAAUGAGAAAAACCCGCAAAUACGACAUUAUGACGACACCUGCCGAGCGCGUGGAGAUGGCCCCUCUUAAUGAGGACGACGAUGACGAGGACGACUCGACCCUCUUCGAUGUCAAAUACAGGUGAAUCCCGGCGUGGACGUCAAUAUUUGAUAACUCCUGUUUUCCACGGAAAUUGAUUUCCUGUUUUUUGUGUAGUUCAAGUCUCAUCGGAUCAGAUACUCACACUGCCGAUGUGAUGGCUUUAAUUUGUGUCGAGCCCCCAUGGAGAUCAUUCUUUGCCGCUUUACUGCUGCUUCCAUCGUGUGGCACAUAUUAUACAUGUAUAUGUAUAUAUAGAUAUAUGUAUAUAUAGAGAUAGAUAUAUGUAUAUAUAUAUACAUAUAUAUAUAUAUAUAUAUAUAUAUAUAUAUAUUUUUAUAUAUAGAUAUAUUUAUAUUAAACCAUCGAAUGAUAACAUGCAACACAUAUUACGCAGAGAACACUUUAUUGAAAUGUAAAAAUGUGCACAAUUUGAAAAAUCUAUUGGUAUACAGCAAUUGAUUUUUUUUAAAACUAAAAUUUCAUACCAAAUAUAUUUCUAUCUACUAACCACUUUGCUGUGCAUUUAUACUGUUGAAGAGGGUUGUGUCCUCUCUGUGUGUACGAACUAAGCGUAUACUAUUUUUUACUGUGUUCUAAACGCUCCCGUUUUUCUGUUACGAGCUGUUUUCGGUGUUCAAAUUUGGUUUAAAUAAUUGAUUCAGGAUGUUUGUGAGGUGUUUAUGAAAUACAACCAUUUGCCAUGAAUGUGAACGCUGUAAUCUGUUGUGAUCAAGUGUGCUGAGUCAUGUGACAUUGUUGCUUAAUCAAGCAACGACUGAACAACAUCGACAGCAGUAUUUAACAUGUUCGACGUGCACACUGUGUCUUAUUUUUUUUAUAACAAUCUGGCAUAUCUUGUUUGAGAGAUUGGUGAACAAUAUGUUGAGUAUUAAUGGAAGGUCUCCCACAAUAAUUUCUACCAAAGGCUCACUGAGUCUUAAUGUUUAACUAGAAAUUGACUGAUUUCCCUCCUGAAGAGUUGCUUCAAGCUCUUGUGAAAAAUCAAAAGAAGAAAGUCUCGUUUCAAGUGGCAACACUGGUUUUGACUGGUUUUGACCUCCGUCUGCACCCUGAAUGGAGUUAAAAAGUAAACAAAACGUGUUGCAGAAUACAACUGGAUCAGGUUUCGGCAGUAAAUGGGAGGGAAGGUGUUUAGGUGACUUUAAUUUUUAAUCAAAACCGUUGUUGGAUUGAGUGCACCGUGGCUUAGAGCCGCGUCUGAUUGACCACCAGCCCUCGUUAAAAGAAAACAUUGUAAUUCCCUACUCGUACAACUCCUUUCCAGUUGUUGGAAACAAGGUAAUUGUCAUUCAAAGAAGACUGCGUACAUUUCCUGUCACUGUUGUCAGUAUGAAAGCGACGUUUUUGAUACAAUGAUGUCAUCAGGCUGCCGGCUUUUUCUUGCGCCAUCGGUCAGACUUAAUGACCACUGUUUGUUUCAGUAUUGUGUCAUGUUUCAUUUUGGUUUUUCACUGUAUGUACAGAAAAGUGCAGAUCCUUUGUUGUGCCUCUGCUUUUGUGUGUCACCCAUGUGCAGCUAUGCUUUUCCAUUGUGGAAACAUCUUUUAUUUCAUCUUUACUUGUGACGAGUGAAAUAGUGGAAAAACCGUGCUCGUCUACAGAGGCUGAUUCUAGACUUUUAUUACAACUUAAUCAUUUGCUGCAGACAUUUCCUGUUGUAAAAUACUUGGUAGCUAUUUGAAGGCUGUAGCUAAUUUCCCUAAACCCACAUCUAAACCCAAAAAACGUUUUGGAAGUUUAUUUCCAGAAAACCCUGUCGCUGUUUAUUUUUAAAACAGAUGUUGUGUGUAUCCAUAACGGUUUCCUCGGUUUGCAUUUCGUUGAAAACACUACUGAAAAAAAACAGCCUCCUUUAAAGUUUUAAAUCGUUUUAAAGUUUUGAGGUGUAAUUUGUUUUCCAAUAUGAAUUUCUGUGUCUUCUUAUUCAGAAAUGUACAUCCACACGUUUUACUGUUUCCGUUUUUGCCGAGUUCAGAGCAGCUGUCACAAAUAAACCUUUCAUUGCCUCAGCUUG
This is a messenger RNA of Gasterosteus aculeatus aculeatus (three-spined stickleback), 2800 nucleotides long. The record is from RefSeq and is a predicted model, not a curated record. NCBI's taxonomy places the organism in Eukaryota, Metazoa, Chordata, Actinopteri, Perciformes, Gasterosteidae.